AUGGAGUCUUACCCCUCGCCGCAGAGAGGAAAAAAGCUUGCUGAGAGGCGCAGGCGCGUGAGCGACCGCCCAGAGGCUCUGCCAGUUAUACGAGAACGGACCCUGACGCUGCCAUUUCCGCCAAACAACACGGGCGUGCCACGAAACCGUCGUCAUCAAAGAACCUGCGAUCAGCAGCAAUCUAAAUUCUUUGCCAAACUCCCACAAGAGAUCCGGUAUCUGAUUUAUCGAGAGGUCCUGGCCCCUACAGAUCAUUCAGAACUCCAUGUCGCCAGUGCGGACCAACGACUUCUGAGUCGGCGCUGCGUGAAUGAGAACUUGGAGACCCCGGGGUUAAAGCACAGCUGUUGGGGCCGUUGUUACAAGCUAGACGGUACGACAGCGCGGAAUCCUAGCCUGGGGAGAUAUGAGCCCGAGGAUGAUUCUCCUUACCCAGUUAGACUGGGGCUGUUGCGCUCAUGCCGACAGGCAUACUCGGAGUCAAUUGACAUCCUCUACUCCCAAAACAUCAUCAGCUUCCGCCAAACACGGACUAUCGUGGAUCUCCAACGUACUAUUGUCCCCCAGCGCUUUCAUAGCAUUCGAUCCAUGCACCUAUAUUUCCUACUCCAACUGUACUGGUACGAGUCGCGCUUGCGCGAAGGCGACUCUAGAUAUCCUUUUGAUAUACCUUUUUUCUGGGAGUCUGCCUGGAAGACCAUCGCCGAGAUGAAGUCGUUGCAGAGCCUUCGGGUCGAGUUCACUGAUGGGCGCGCUGGCGAAAACUACCCGGAACAAGAUGCAGUUGUCCAUCUUUUGAAGCCGAUGGUGGCACUCAAAUUCUCGAAGUAUCUGGUCCAGUUCGAUUGGCCAGUUCAGGUGGAUGAACUUGUACGGUCGUUGGGGAAUGAUGUGUCUUUUGAAAUCCAGAUCAGAGAGAAACCCGCAGGGGGGAUUAUUAUUGAACCGCUGAAUUGGAGUGCGUUCGACGAUAACAUGCACAUGGAUUAUGAACAGAUGGACAUGACGCCGGAAUUGACCACUCUUGACACCAUAAACUGCCUUGCACAAAUUUAA
Molecule: messenger RNA, 1056 nt
Organism: Penicillium daleae
Lineage: Eukaryota; Fungi; Ascomycota; Eurotiomycetes; Eurotiales; Aspergillaceae
Exons: 3
Coding region: 1-1056 (351 amino acids)
Source: RefSeq, a predicted model, not a curated record